AUUCGUGUUCUAUUUAUUUUGGUAUACAAUAAACCUCAAUGAACCAUACGUUAUUUGAUCACAAGAAAUUAUAAUACGUGUAUUCUUGUAAGUGCUUGUGAAUUAGACCAAGGUAGAUUUUUGUUGAAAACUAACUCCCCCCUUCCCAUCUUCAAGACAAGGAUUAUCAAACUAGUACAAAAUCAAGACUCUCUCCGGGGGGAUAGUGUGUGUUAGGACAAUUCUCUUGGCACGUUUGAUAGUGUGGACUAGGUCAUAUUUAAGAAGAAAAAGGUCAAAUGGAAAUAAUAUUUGUACGUGUUGUAAUUUUUACAGCCCUCUCACAAAUAUGGGGCUCACGAUUAUUUUAAUCGUCAACUCCACCCUAUAUGUGAGAGGAUUAUCAACAAUAAUGUCAAAUGUGAUGUACUUGUAGCACUUCUCAAGGUUAAAAUCUUCCCCCAUUUCAACCUGCAAGUUGCUGACUGACAGGUGGCGUGGAUAGUAGGUUUGUAUGGUUGGGUUGGAAUGUUGACAUAUGUGUGUAACGAAGGAUUCAACUUUGGUGGGACCCGAAUUCAACGUUGACAAGGACUUUUCUGAAGGUAGCUUCUAGAGAGGUAGCAGUUGGCUGGGAUUCCAUUGGAGUGCUGUCUACAUACAACUCACCCAUGUUUAAAAAAAUAUCCAAAUAUGGGCAGCUGCUGCUGUCUGUCUUUAAUAUAUUAUUCCUAUAUUUUGCUAACGAGUCAAAAUUUCUCCUUCUUGCAGUAAGAAGUCGUCAUUAGUUGGAACAAAAUGGUGCCGUUUUGCCAAUAUCUCUAUAAAUAAUAUUAUAGCCGAAAAGUCAAAGUGUAAGAUUAAAGUUUCCAAGUUGAUAGAUUAGUUUUAAGUGGAGAAUAAUUUACGUUGGUUGCGUGCAUACUCGACUUCUAAAGAGAGAGAUUGAUGAUCUGUUAUACAUCUUUUCUCUAGCAAGAAAUUACAACAACAAUGCCCUUUCACGUAUUUAAGAAAUACUUCAAAAUUACUGAUUUUUUCCCAAUUCGUUCGAUUAAUUUUUGAAAACAUAUUAUCAGGACGAAAGAUAGGAUACGAUUAGCAAUGACUAGUUUGAAUGAUUUAACAUACAAUAACAAGUAAAAGAGGAUGAAAUAAUGAUUUUUGCACCAUACAAAAGAUGAACUAUUCAUAUAAAAUGUCUUCCUACAUAAACUGACGUCAUUAUGGACGGGACCCCUUGCUAUUAGUGAUUAAAUCUUAAUAUUCAUUUCCACACUAGUCUAGUAUUAACCAACUAAUCUAAAUUUAUUGCAAAUAUUAUUCCAACUCCAAUGUUUUUUUUUUUAAUUUUAUAAUAAGUUUAGAACAAAACAAAUAUCCUUUGAAAAGCAAGUUAAAUCCACCAGUGACCACAGUUCUUUAUACUUAGUGUUACCAUCCCUCUUCAAUUUGAUUUAGUUUCACCAUGAUCAAUCAAUUUAAUUUAACAUUUCAGUCAAGCUAUCGAUUAAAGAAUCGUCAUUAAUUUAACGAAAAAUAUUACGUGGACUAACAGUUUGCUAACAUGUCAAUUUAAUAUAUCCAGAUGUAUCCAAAUAAGUAAAUAACGGUAUUUUUUUUUUUUUUUGGGCCAAAUGGGUCUUAAUCACUUCUCUCCAUUUUCCCCCAAAAUUCUCUCCCCACGACAAUUUCUCUCUACUUUCAGCCCUAUCUCAAAAUACUUCUCACCAACAUUGAUUCGCAAAGUGAAGGAGGAGAGGAACCCACCAACAAGAGUUGUUUUAUCCUCUUUCUUCAGGGGUCUAAGAAUGACAGACAAUAGGGGAUCACUAUAUGGUCCAUACGAAGUAGCUCACAACCAAUAUGAACCUAAUGACGGAACUUUGGACGACUUAGAAUAUGAACCUGAAGAUGGUGAAGCAAACCAUGAUGAAACUGCAUCAAUUGCUGAAACUUUUCAUGAUCCAGAUUACGACCUUGAAGACGGUGGUGAUGAUUUGUUUAUAAAAAAUGUACAUGAAGUCGUGGGGGAAGAAACAUUACCGAGCAAUAUUGGAGGCAGUGAUAUUAUGCAUUCAAAUGAAGAGGAAUAUUGUGAUUCAGAAGAAGGUGAAGGAAUGCAGCAUCCAGAAUUCAUUGCUGAGAAGGAUAUGAAAAAUUCACAAUUCGUUACUGGUGAGAAGGAUUUUGUGGUAGUGUUGAAAGAGGAGAGAAUUCUUUAA
This is a messenger RNA of Olea europaea var. sylvestris, 2204 nucleotides long. RefSeq lists its product as uncharacterized. The coding region runs from base 1617 to 2204 and encodes 195 amino acids. NCBI's taxonomy places the organism in Eukaryota, Viridiplantae, Streptophyta, Magnoliopsida, Lamiales, Oleaceae. The record is from RefSeq and is a predicted model, not a curated record. The transcript has 3 exons.